Molecule: messenger RNA, 9578 nt
Organism: Leptonychotes weddellii (Weddell seal)
Lineage: Eukaryota; Metazoa; Chordata; Mammalia; Carnivora; Phocidae
Source: RefSeq, a predicted model, not a curated record
AUGGAGGCUGAACCAGCGUCCUCUAACAAGUGGCAGCUGGAUAAAUGGCUAAACAAAGUUAAUCCCCACAAGCCGCCUAUUCUGAUCCAAAAUGAAAGCCAGGGGCCAGAGAGCAAUCAAUACUACACUCCAGCGAAAGAGGAAGUGCAGGACUGUGGGAAACUUCCCGACGUUUGCCAAACCAGCCUGAGAGAGAAGGACAUCAAGAGCGCCUGCAAGGAGGAGCAGAGGCCAAGGACAGCGAACAAGGCCCCGGGGAGUAAAGGAGUGAAGCAGAAGUCCCCGCCCGCGGCCGUGGCCGUGGCCGUGACCACCGCUGCCCAGCCGCCCGCCGUGCCGGGUGCGCCCGCCGAGAGCGCGCCCGCGCCCGCCCGGAGGUCUGCGGGAAAGAAGCCCACCAGGCGCACCGAGAGGACCUCCGCCGGCGACAGCACCAACUGCCACCGGCCCGAGGAGCCCGCCGCCGCCGACGCGCUGGGGGCGAGCGCGGUGAUCCCUCCGGAGCCCACCAAAACCAGGCCCUGCGGCAACAGCAGAACGAGCCACCGCAAGGAGCUGCGUUCCUCGGUGACCUGCGAGAAGCGCCGCACGCGCGGGCUUAGCAGGAUCGUCCCCAAAUCCAAGGAGUUCAUAGAGACAGAGUCGUCAUCUUCCUCCUCCUCCUCGGACUCGGACCUGGAGUCGGAGCAGGAGGAGUACCCUCUGUGCAAAGCGCAGGCCGUGGCCGCCGCCGCCGCCGCCGCGGCCUCCUCGGGGAGUGACCAAAGGCUGAAGGAGGCGGCUGGCAGCAUCAGCAGUGGCGGCGGCCCCAGGGCCCCUGCAGGCUCCAUCAACGCCAGGACCACCAGCGACAUUGCCAAGGAGCUGGAGGAGCAGUUCUACACGCUGGUCCCUUUCGGCCGCAACGAACUUCUCUCCCCCUUGAAGGACAGUGAUGAGGUCAGGUCUCUCUGGGUCAAAAUUGACCUGACCCUCCUGUCCAGAAUCCCAGAACACCUGCCCCAGGAGCCCGGGGUCUUGAAUGCCCCUGCAGCCAAGGACGCUGAGAGCACACAGCCAAGCCAUCCAUCCGACACUCCUGCCGAGAAGGCUUUGCCAAAAUCCAAGAGGAAACGCAAGGGAGGAGAGCACCAGCCUGCAGCCUUGACCAAGGAGAACUCUGUGGUGGAGAGGGGCUGGGAACAGGACCCUGAGGAGGACGAGCAUGAGCAAUCAGAGCUAGGGAUGAUGUGGCACCCAAAAAAGGGCAACAGGGUGCGCCAGGAAGGCAUGGAGACACGCUCAUGCUCCCGGGGCCCGUUUCUCUCUUUCCGCCGCAGUUACCGCUGCCUGGCUCUGCUGUACUGGCGGAUGUUUCGACUCAAAAGGGACCACGCUGUCAAGUAUUCAAAAGCACUUAUCGACUAUUUCAAGAAUUCAUCUAAAGCUGCCCAAGCCCCAUCUCCAUGGGGAGCCAGUGGAAAGAGCACUGGAACCCCAUCCCCCAUGUCUCCCAACCCCUCCCCGACCAGCUCCGUGGGAUCUCAGGGGAGCCUCUCCAACGCCAACGCCCUGUCCCCUUCAACCAUCGUCAGCAUCCCACAGCGCAUCCACCAGAUGGCAGCCAAUCACGUCAGCAUCACCAACAGCAUUCUCCACAGCUAUGACUACUGGGAGAUGGCAGACAACCUGGCCAAGGAAAACAGAGAAUUCUUCAACGACCUGGAUUUGCUCAUGGGGCCUGUCACCCUGCACAGCAGCAUGGAGCAUCUGGUCCAGUACUCCCAGCAGGGCCUGCACUGGCUGCGGAACAGCACCCACCUGUCAUAGGGACCUUGCCCGUGAGCUGGAUUGUGCUCUCGUCUCCACGGAUGGCUCAAUGUUUCUGGACACUGUGCUACUGAAGUCCCCGGCCACAGCAUUUCCCAAACUGUGGUGAAUAUUUCCUCAGCAUCGAACAAUGGUCUUUUCCCAGGGCGUGUGUGUGUGUGGGUGUGGGUGUGUGUGUGUGUGUUCAUGAAGCUGCCUGUAUGUGUGCAAGAUACACAGCUCUCUAGAACACACUUUCUUUGUCUAGUUUCAUAAUCCCAAGCUAGACAAAGUGAUCAGAGGUUUCUGAUUAGAGAAUAUACCCUUACACACACACACACACACACACACUUUCUGUUUCAAAGCUAAACCAUGACUUCUUAGAACAUUCAACCAAAAUCUCAUGGGUUAGUUAACCAGGUGCAAUACAGCACACCAAAAGCUUGACUGCCAGUUAAGAUGAACCUAGUUCUUAUAUUAUUGAUUACUUUCAGUAUUAAUAUACUAUUUCCCAAUUAAUUUUUGAUUGUGUGUAUUAAUGGGUAAUUGAAUAAUGAAAAGAAGUCAGUUAUUUUUGUGCUGGACUUUUACUAGAUUGCAUGUGACCAAGUACCUUGCCUUUUGUCUACUCCUCACCCCUUCCAUCCAACUUUGUUAUCAACUAAAGGCAUUAUGAGCAAAUGGAUCAAAUCCCACAGGCCUGCCCUGCCCUGCCCCCAAAAGAAUAUGAACAUGGCACUGAGGUUUGGUAAAAAGUCAGUGUCUUUGCAAGCUAACCAACACUAAGAGACAACUGAGCUCAGUCAAGAAUUGCAAGUUUCCACUCGUGCCACGACAAGCCCACCCAGCACAUGUGUUGUUUCUUCCUGCCACUGUGACACGGUGGCCACAGAGCCCCGGGGCGUUUGUCAGCCAAUAUUUUUCAAGUCUUUUCUCUCUGCGAUAGCUCUCUUACAAAUGUUCUAGGCCAAAUUAGGACAUUCCCUAGAAUGUCUCUUCACUAGGAGUCUGUAUCUGCUGCUUCUCGGGCUGAGAACUAUUCACUAUCAUGAGACUGUCUAAUCCUCUCACUCUUCGUGCAGAACGGCAGGCCUUUAAUGCAUUUCGAUCUGGGGGCUGUGUUUCAGGCUUUGAUUAGCAACAGGGUAAGUUAUUUUUGCAAGGACCGCAAAUCUGUUUGCGGUAGCAAUGACCAGAACAUCAUAUGCUUCCAUCCCGCGUGUCUGGUAUGUUUACGUCUUGUCCUUGAUUCUUUUUCUUUUCUUUUUUUUUAAAUGAAGUUUACAUUUUAGUUUUUUGAUGUCUUGUUUACAGUUUUUGUCUGAAACUUACUUCUUUUAUAGUCUCUUAUUGUGCCCUAGAUUUAGUCUUCUUGUAAAAUAUACUUGGAUAUAAAAAAUACUGGUAAAAAAGAAAAAUUCCUACAAAAGAGGAUAGACCUUGCCAUAUCCUUAAAAACAAAAAUAAUGCCUUUGAAGCCUCUCACUUGACAGAAUUGUACCAGGAUGGUCUGAGAAAGACAGGGGAAUGCCAUAUGUGGAACGCUCCAUUUUCCAAGGUGAUGGUGGCACAAAACAUUUAUAAAAGAUAGUGAUAUAUGCUUUCCCUGACGCUCUUACUGGUUUGGUUGUAAUGUUCACAUUGUUGUCACCUGACCUGUAGGUGGGAAAUAAGACUGCUAUAAUUCUAAGCGCUGAUUCAAAAGGAUUGAGCAACUUCAGUGAUUUGAAAUGAAUCGAAAGUGAAGGGUUCAAAGGGAAAUGAAGCCAGUGAAGGAUUUGUGAAAUUUGCAUUUGGCUUCAGCCCUGAAGCUUCUGGAAAUAUUACCAGUAUUUCCAUUUUACAUUUAUCCAACUGAGGUGCUCCUCAAACCCCUUUCAUGAGUUGUUGGCAGAGUUCAUGAGCCCAUCCUAUGUUGGAAAUUUGAGUCUAAUUUAGGAUUUUUAUUUUAUUUUAUUUUAUUUUGGAGGACAGAGGCUUAGUUCUACUUCCUCUUGCUAAAUUCUGAUGAAAUGUUGAAACGCUUACGUAAAGGGAUGAUGAGCCUCAGGGUCCGCAUCAUGUAUCCCCUGCCCAUCCUUAAAGUCAUAGGUCUUGUGGGAGCCCCACGGUGGCUUACCCACAAAACCCCAUGUAAACACACAGGUGGCCCCUGGCUGAUUGUGCCCACAGCAUUUUAUCAGCACUUAGGUGGCCCGUGUUUCCCAACAAAACUUGGAACUGGUCAUUUUGUGGAUGGUCAGUGCGUGCAGGGUCCUCUCCCUGUCUUUGAUCUCAUCAGUAGACCCUGUGAGGGCAGCAGUUUCUGUUUGCUUUGGCAGAGGUGAUUUUGGUAAGGAACCAUCUUCUGAUUGUUGUUUGUGAAAGUCAUUCAUAACUUGUUCCUUUUCUUUAGCUUUGUUCAAAGUAGAAAUACCUUUCUUGUGUUUUUGGAUUAUAAAAGUAAUACAUGCUCAUUGUAAAGAUUCAAACAAGACAGCGAUGUAUAAAGUAGAAAGUAGUAAGUCCUAUCCCCCGAAGACAACCACUGCUCACAGUUUCAUGUAGAUUCUUCUAGAGAUUCUCCCAUUUAAACAUAUAAUGUCUAUUAUCGUUUUUUCCUAUUUGAAGAUAUAUUAUUUCCUCAGAAGUUCAACACAAGUUCAACUGACCUUAUCCUUCCAUGACCUGAGUGGAUGCCUUCCUUUAUCACAAUGUUAGCGUUACCUUUGAAAGAAAGUGACCCAAAUAUAUUCCUGAUCAAAAUUUGGGAUUUAUUACUACUAUCUACACAGAUCAGACUUAUGUGCAGGAUUGUGCCUGGAAAGAGAGGUUUGGUUAAAACAGAUAUUUCUGGAAACAUUCAAAUUGCAAAUGGAAACUCGGACCUACUAUCUAAAGAAGAAUGUACUGGAAAAAUAAUCUGAAGAGUUGACAAAUUGUGUACUAGAUUGAACACAUGGAAUGCAAUGCAAUGAGAUUUUCUGCACUAAAACUUACCCUAGUAUGUAAAACAAUGAUGUGUGUAUUAUAUAACAGUGAUGUGUACAUUUCUGACAUCCCAUACAUAAUAUACACAGUUUGUAUAAAUGCAUACAUUUAAAAAUAUAUAUGUACGAUACAGCUAACAUAAAACUGUAGUAUGCCUGAAGGAUAUUCCUAGUGCCUAACAUUGAGUAUAAGUCACUGCGUGUUCACAUCACCUUGGAAGUGCAGUAAUUGUUACAAACUUAAUCAGUGCAGCCAACAUUAUUUAUGAAUCACAUCUUUGAAACUGUGCAGUAGUAUAUACAUAUAUAUUUUUAAAUAACAUUUUUCACAGUUUUCCAGAGUUACUGUUGAAAUCUGUAUCACCAAAAAAAAAAAAGCAAGAUUUUUUUAAUGAUGUAGAAACUCUUCAGACCCAGUAAUCUGUGUGUGAUUUCCUGUUUGUAGAUACCCAAGAGACUUUAGCAGUCACCAGCCUUAAAGCAUGUACAGGAUAUUAUUGUGACUUAAUUUAUCUGCAGUUUUUAAUCCAUGUGAAAUUGGAAUUUAUAAACUGACUUGGAUUAAAUAUGUCUGCCUUUCUAAGGUUGCAAAUGUUACAUUAAAUGAUUUAUGUUGUAAACGAGAGAAACCGAGUUGUAUGUAAAAAAAAAAAAAAUGUCCACCAAUUUCUGUGAAUAUUUUUACAAGGAAACUUCAGAAUCAAAAUACGUUCAAAUAAGUAUUUGGGUCCCCGGUUCAAAAUCUCUUCAGAAACAACCCUGUUGUUUCAUGAAUUUCUUAAAUGUAGCUCCCACGAAUUAUCAUUACUAGGUCUGAUAUUUUCCAAGGGCAAGACAGAAGUAUGUUUUUCUUCAUUACUACUUGUACAGAAGGACACAGCCCAGUGUCCCAGAAAAUGCUGAAUAGGAAGCUUGAGUAGUUCACUGAUGCCGGUCCCACAGGUAGUCCUGGGACACUGGGGCACUGUUUUACUCAACAUUCCUUAAUAACACAAGUUAAUUCCCUAAGUUAUAUGUGCCAGGUUCUUUCAACUCAAACCAAAACAUGGUGGAAUAAUAAUGCUCACAAAUAUUUGGUUGAACCAAAUAAGAGAACUUUGAACUAAUGAAGAUGGAAAUAUUAGAACAGCAGCUUGCCAUUAUCUGUCCCCCUGCGUGGGAGGGUUUUUUGUUUAUCUUAUUCUUACUCUUCUCUCACAACUUUUGCAGUCCAUUCCUUCCCAAAGAAGCAGAAACGGCAACAAAAACAGAACGAUGUCUCUACCUUAUCCAGCCCAUACCCUUAGGUUCAAGUUGCCUUGUCAUGCAGCAGGACCCUAGCUCGGCACCACCAUGGAGACCACCUCAUCCCAGAGGUGGCCAGGACAGGGCACUGGCCUUGCUCACUCCAGGGACCUUGAUGCUCUUUUCAGAAGUGGUUUGGCCUAAGAAACACUCAACAGUCUACAGUUUGCCUGCUGUUAAAGUCUGUUGUAAUCAGAAUCAUAUUUUUAAGAAGUAACACAUUUUCAAUGAAACAUGGAUCAACUGGAGUCUUGAAAGACACUUUUUUAAUGAAAGAAAGAAAACUUAACAACAUAAACUGCAUUUCCAGCAAUUUUCCAAGCACAGUUUUCGAUAUCCCAGCUUCCCAGCAAACAGAACAAGAAAUGUUCAGACUUGAGAUUUGUGUUCUCUUUGUCCAAACUGAAUUACUCUGUAUAUGUCAUCCGAGGGGUCAGCUUGUUUGUGUGGCAUGAGGAAAAUUACAAAACUCUGUUCUCAAACUAAUUACAUCUGGCCACAGUUUUGGUUUUUAUGAUUUAAUUGGCAUUCUGAGGCACCAGGGGGUAAUUUGGGGCAGGCUCCAAGGGCACUUAGAUUCACAGCUCUUACAGUAAUGGGAAUCAGGGGAUUAAAUCCCUACAUGUUACUUUGAACAUCCACUUCUUAGAGCCAGUUUUAAACACACUGAUCUGAGGGAUGAAUUCAAAGUACUAAUUGCAAGUCGACACGAGGAUCAGCAUUUGUCUUUAAGCAUCAGGAAGUAAUGAUGGGGCCUGAAAGGCUGAAUCAAGGACUUGUUUUCCACUCAUUUCUGACAUAGAAGUUCAUCAGAAAAUAUUUAUAUCCAAAGAUGAUGUAAAAUAGUACCAUUGUUUAGGAUUUUCAAACAGUGCUGUUUGCUGAUAAAAAUAAUCACAAUAUUCAGCUCCCUGUUCUUCAGCACUUCUUUUCAGUUUUCCAUAAGACAAAACUGACUUUUUCCCCAGUGUUUAUCAUCUCUUGAUUUCUAGAUGUCCACAUGAGCAAAGAGAACAUACUUAACGCUGAGAAAUAUGCACUACUUGACUGAACAGCAUUCUACCCACAGUAGCCAAAGGUAUAUGACUUCUUAAAGAACACUCUUUGAGUCUUCUCUGUUACCUUCAUCCUCCAAAGUGAGAGAUCACAAAGCCUCAAGUAUGGCCAUGUAGGUGAGAUGUCAAAAAUUCUAAGUAUAUAACAUCUAAUCUUUAGUGAUAGAUGCCUUCAGAGCAUCACCAGCUGUCUCUGGGGCCUAUCUGUGUAGUGAAAUAACGAUAUUAAAUCUUUCCUUUGAGUAAUCCACAAUCUGAGUAUUAAUCCCCUGCAGUUCCCAGGGCUGCCAACUCAACCCAAAAUGUCCUUCUCUGUGAACUGGGUUGAUUUUGUUGUUCCUUUGGGGGCUUCGCCCUUCUAAGUUCUAUAAGUCAGGUUUAGUAUCUUGACUUUUUAGAAGAAGAGUUAUUAGAGACAGUGGGAGCUUUAAGGAAACAAGGAUUCAAUAUGAGAACUCAUGGAUGUUGGGAUGAGAAGUCAGGAAAGUAACUGGGGUACCUACCCAAACAUUCCCCUCCAUUGCCUGCUGCACCUGAUCCUUGAAUAAAGCUCCUCUGCAUACUGCAAUUUCCUCUAUGUGAAAUGUAACUCAGAAUACCCAUAACCUCAGACAGAGUGUGAGGAUCAACAGAUUCGGGCAAGCGUUUUGAGAUUCCCAGUUGUCACAUUCAGCAGGUUGUCACAAUGCAUGAUUGUCAGAACAGAGGCAACAGAAAUAUAUCUACAGGCACCAAGACACAAAGGUGUGUGAUGCGUGGCAUGGUACUCUGUCCCCCCUGAAGAGGUUCUAGAGGACCAAGAGGAUGGCUCCGUAAGAUUCUUCAGCCUUUAUUGUUACCAUUUUGAGUCCUCCUGCCUGUAGGCAGAGGAAGACCAAUGAGGGGGUGGAGGUGGGGGGGAUCUGUCCUUGCCAAGAGGAGCAAGGCUGCCAAGUACCCCAUCCAGUUGGUGGUACAGCCCCACCCCCCUCUUUCUCAUCCAGUCCUGACCUUAAGAAAUCAGGGGGUGUCAGAUGGAAAUUGGAAGAAGGAACAUUGGGUCCAAGUUUCCAGUGUGCCAUCUUCCAUGAGAAAAUAACUUGCCUAUUGAACACCAUACUUCAAAAAUCUUCAUAGACCCAGAGAACACAGCACAGUCUUGUUUUGCAUGCUCUCAUGGCUUUUCUUUGAGGCUGAGUUCCAAGAUGGGGAUCUUGUGCCUUUGAUGGUUUGUUUGUAUGUUUGUUUGGGGCCAGGAGGUGUAGGACAGCUAAUCCGGGACAUUUGUCCCUGAGAAAGGAGAUCUGUCGCAAGGGACUUGGGUAUGUCAUGAGCUUCAGGAAAGAGGAGACCUCUCUUGAGAGAAUAGAUAGAUUUUUUCUCUAGUGGGUUAGGUUGCCUCAACAUGAUCACUUAAUUGCAGGCUACACCUUAGUCAGUGUACCAGGAGAGAGAAAAAUCAACAUAAGAACUUAGUGAUUUUUGUGAUGCCCACCUAGACAUUUGUACAUUCUAGCCCCAAACAUUGAAACAAAAACUGGAAAUCUGACCAAUAAUCUGAAUGUUUCAUACCACCGAGAUCAAGGCCCUAACUGUUGGAUUGAAGUUUUGAGCUUUUAUCUAAAAUUUAUAGUAUUUAGACACGGCCCUUCCUUGUGUCCCUAAAUCAGAGCUUUGAUGUCAUCAAAAUAAUCAUGAGAUACUCAUUCUAAAGGGCCUUUUCUUUUCAUACUCACUGGAAAAUCCCUAGCCUUUCUCCAGUACAAAGGAGCAGGGGCUUAAGGUCUUGCAAGAUCCAUCCUCAUUUAGGCCCAAAUUGACACUAACACCCUUUCCACAAGAGCAUAACACCUUAUCCUGUGUGAAUUCUGAGUUUUUAGGUAAAAAAAAUUCUAGAAUGGCAACAGGUUUAUUAGCAUGAGGAGGUGUCGAUACACUAGCUAGACUCUUGGAUGUCACAUUUUCGCAGGCAGGAUGUUAUAGAACAGACGCUCCUACCACAGCAUAAUAAACAGUUGCUUACUCUACAGUUCCAUGGGAUCAAGUUGAAAGUCACUCCCAUGUAAGUUUGCCUCAAUCGGAGCAGGGAUUUAAAAUUCCACCAUUUUAUACUGUAUCAUUUUGGAUGUUUAUUUAUGGAGCCGCAACUCUAAUUCAAUAUUCCUGCACAGCGUGUCACAGCAAACAACUUUUCAAAUUCUGCAUCUCGGUCUCAGGAAAGCCGUCAGCAACUUGGGAACCUGCUUACGUCCCGCGAGACUUUUCCACUGAUCCAGUUUUAGCAGCCACAAAACCAGAUUACAGAGCCUUCACCUCCUCUUCUAGGAAUUGGUCUUACAAUUGUUUCCAGGACUGAAGAGGAUUUUAAGUAGAACAAUUCUGUACAGUAAUUUAUGCUGUAAAAAUGUACCCAUUGUAGUAUUGAUUAAAGUGCUGUAUUUAUAAGGUUGAUUACUAUUUUCAUUUGUGUCUAGUCAUUCAAUAUUAAAAUAGCUUAAGUUCA